AUGUCCAUUAGCGGUGUUUCGAAGCUGCGUGAUUCACGACUUCACUGCACGGGGCUCAUGGCUGCCACCGCACCAUACUGCACUGCGGCACAGCUGGCGAUUCCACCCAUAUUCCGCGGCGGUUGCGCUGUUGCCGUGGCGGAAGCCGCCGUCGCCGCUGCAGUCAGGCGACGGUUUGGGCCCUCCAUGGUCAGCAUGGAAGCCCUGCCGAGCGGACCGCGGCCACUAAUGCACCCUCUGGCCGCCGCAUCCAACCCAGACGCUGAGCCAGAAUUUAUGGAUGCGACGCUGACGCCUGCCGCUUCCGGCGAUGAGGCUUAUGCGCGCCAACGCCAAAUGGGCCUUCAUUUGCUACAGCCUCAGCCACAGCCUCAGCAGCAGGAACCGGAGUCCACCUUCGAGGGGCUACACAGCGCCGCAUUCUCAACCCGCGGCAGGACCCCCCCAACCUCCCAGUCCUUAUCGCGCGCGAUUCACCAUAUAUCCCCUUCUAUAUCUCCUAACGCCGCGAUCUACCGCAACGAAUCCGCAACCCGGAUGCAGUGGCAGCCCGCAGCCGUCCUUCUAGAAGCUCCGCCGCGGCACGGCGCCACUGGCUGUCGUACCGCUGGUUUCAGAUCUCAGGUGGAUGGCUGCGGCGACGGCAAUGUCGCUCACCAUUACGCGGGUGACAACCACGCGGCCACACGAAACGGCGGAGGCGACGGCGGAGGUGGUGUCAACGUGCAGCUGCCCCUCGAGAUGCGCUUGGGGGAUCUGGUACUCAGCGGCACCUGGGGUCUGGCGGCGGCGGCGACACCUGCCGCCGCUGCCGGUUGGCCUUCCGCCGGCAGCGAUGAUAACGUCUACACAACGGAAUGCAGCUUGGCGCGUAUGUGGACGGAUAUCUUCUCAUCCGCUGCUGCGCAGGUGAUAUCAGCAUUGCCGCCGCAGCCACAGCAGCAGGCGCAGGCACAGCCGUCGCGGCGCGGCCGUCAGCUCGCAGGUCUGCCGCCGCCGCUGCCGCCAGCACCGGUACCGCAGGUGUCGCCGCAGCAGCCGCCGCUGCCGUUGUCACCGUCGGCGCCGGGGCUUGUGGAAGAGGUAGAAGCAGAUGAACACAUUCGCUCCUUUGGAGCCGUACAGUCGGGCGGAGGCGGCGGCGGCGGUGGCGUGACACCUGGUCGAGGUACAGGGGGCGCGUCGUGCAGCUUGAUAGGGGCGGCGGGAGGGCGCGACCGGCGUCGUUCUGUCGCCAGUGGUGCAGCGGUCGGCCGGUACGGCAAGCUGCUCAUGUCCAGCCCGAGCUGGUGGUGUACGGAGUUGUACGACAUUCAUGACUCGCUGCUGCUGUCAAAGAUUUCGGCGAGCCGCGACGGUGAUGGCGGCGGCGGUGGCAGCGGCGACUGCUUUGCCGUGCCGGAUUUAUGCCGGGAGGAACCUUGGUCUGCUCGCUCUGCUACAACAACGGGUACGGCAACGGCGGCGGCGGCAACGGCGGCGGGUACGGCUGCGAUGCUUUCCACGGCACGCCUGUCGCCCUCCGCCUGGACCGAUGCAUCAGUGGAAAUUACUAAACUCUCUGGCGAUGGCGGCGGCGGCGACGGUGACGGCAACGGCGACGACACUAGUGAGCUACAGCUCCUUCGUGACAUGGAGGAUCUGGGCCCCGUCACUCCCGCUGUAGCUGCACAGCCAUAUGAGGAAGCUGUGGCCGGCUCUGAGAUAGCAGGUGAAACCGCAGCAGCGGCAGCUGCAGCGGCAGCUGCGUCUGCGUCUGCUUCCGCUACAGCCGCAAUCGCUCCGAAACCGGCUGCCGGCGCUCCGGCGGCCAGCAGCUUGGUCGAGCGUAGCACCGGUCAGAUUUCUGCGGCGGCGCCCAUGCCGAGAUUGGGGGAGCAGGUGAUCCGGAUGCCAGGGACUCAGACCGAUGCGAAAGGAGCCCCCGGGUUAUUAAAAGCUGCAUCGUCGGCGGCGUCUUCUAAUACAGGACGGCCACAUUAUACCCCCGCGGUCGUCCGCGUUGGACCGCCACGUAGCGGUGGCGGCAGCAGCAUCAGCGGCAGCGGGAAGCUGGCGGCGGUGACGCCGCUGCGUUCGCGGCUUAGCUCCGCGAGUGGCAGCGCCGCCGCUGGGGGCGCGGCAAAUAGCCGUCGGUCGUACGAGUUGCCCGUCACAUCCCCUUCCGGCAAUAGAACUUCGUUACAAGUAUCUGGGCGAGCUGAAAUCGUACGGCGUAUGGGGGAGGUUGGUGCGAGUACGGCAAGUACGGAAGGUCUUCUCAGGUAUGGCACCCGCAGCAAUGAUGGCACUGGUAAUGGCGUCGGCGGCUUGCAGUCCAGGAAGCAGCCGUCGCGCCUUGCUCGGCUGUUCGGUGCGUUGCGGCUUGGCGCCAAAAAGCCGUCCAAGGCAAGGAGGAGUGUGUCCAGUGAAAGCGACUGUGACGGCGAUUACAUUGGCGGCGGCUGUAGGAGCAGUUGCGAUGGCAAUGGUGAUGUUGAUGGUGAUGGUGGGUGCAAUCCGUCGCGCCAGGAACGAUUGGCCAGACUAGCUCCGCUGGCAGCGGCGGUGCUAUCGCCGCCGCCGCCGCCAUUGCCGCCGCCGCCGCCGCGCCGGUCGAUUAAUAUUAAUGAGAAUUGA
Messenger RNA from Volvox carteri f. nagariensis, 2619 nucleotides. RefSeq lists its product as uncharacterized. The record is from RefSeq and is a predicted model, not a curated record. Lineage: Eukaryota; Viridiplantae; Chlorophyta; Chlorophyceae; Chlamydomonadales; Volvocaceae. The coding region runs from base 1 to 2619 and encodes 872 amino acids. The transcript has 6 exons.